Molecule: messenger RNA, 981 nt
Organism: Mya arenaria
Lineage: Eukaryota; Metazoa; Mollusca; Bivalvia; Myida; Myidae
Product: plasma kallikrein-like
Exons: 9
Coding region: 124-981 (285 amino acids)
Biological process (GO): proteolysis
Molecular function (GO): serine-type endopeptidase activity
Source: RefSeq, a predicted model, not a curated record
ACAGACAAAGCAAAAAACACGACCUACAUAUAACGAAGGAUAACGUCAAGAGCAAUUGCAGACCAUUACCACAACUUCGUCUGUACAUCGUCUGCUAUUUCCUUCACACGUCAAGGUACAAGGAUGCGGUUCGAGAUUGUAGUCACCCUGAGCAUUUUUGUAACAACAUUUGGACAAACCACUCCACCAACCCAGGUACCUUGUGGUGUUCCUGUGAUACAGCCGGUAACCACCAGGAUUGUCGGCGGAACUACUGCUGUGCCAGGAUCCUGGCCAUAUGUCGUUAUGAUAACGGACCCCCAGGGCUACAUCAUUGGGUCUGGGGCCAUACUCCACCCUCACGUAAUUCUGACCGCCGCACAAAACUUCGUUCUGCCGGGUUUCGUUGUUUCUGAACAAACUCUGCACUUAUGGAGGUUAUAUGCCGGAGAAUACAACAUCAGCACUAGCGAUCCGCACGAGAAAUUCUACCACAUUCAGCGCAUACUUAUCCAUAAAAACUACAGCACGUCCACCCUGGAAAAUGACGUGGCUCUCAUCCUGACAAGAGAACCGAUCGUAUUUAACGACCACACCCGGCCAGCUUGCCUGCCGGAUUCCAGCCACACGUACACAGCUGGCGAGGUCUGCUAUUUGGCAGGAUGGGGAAGCACUCGCAACACGGGUGAUGAGGAGGUAAUGAACCAGGUCGACAUGCCGAUCCUGGCCGACUCCGUGUGUGCCGGGCACUGGGACGACUUUCUACCCGAUACCGAGCUAUGUGCCGGACAUGAAAACGGCGGGAAGGACUUCUGCGAGGAUGAUAUUGGAAGCCCUCUGAUGUGUAAAGAUUCAAACGGUGCCUGGUACAUUCAGGGCCUUGCGUCGUCAGGGGGUAACUGCACGUUAGCGAAUGAGCCUGGUAUCUUCGAGGAUGUAAGCCAAUACACGGACUGGGUCAAGGGGGUGAUGACCGCAGCCGGCUACGACUAUCAAUACUAA